This is a messenger RNA of Drosophila biarmipes, 701 nucleotides long. It is a transcript of the gene mRpL32, whose product is annotated as 39S ribosomal protein L32, mitochondrial. Gene Ontology annotation, biological process: translation. Gene Ontology annotation, cellular component: mitochondrial large ribosomal subunit. The record is from RefSeq and is a predicted model, not a curated record. The transcript has 3 exons. NCBI's taxonomy places the organism in Eukaryota, Metazoa, Arthropoda, Insecta, Diptera, Drosophilidae. Gene Ontology annotation, molecular function: structural constituent of ribosome. Bases 69 to 656 code for a protein of 195 amino acids.
AAACAGCUGCCUGAUAUUGCGCAUCUCCAAUCACGUUUACGUAAAUCCAAAAAUAUUGGAGGUCCAAAAUGUCUAGGAAUUUGUUUUUAUCAAUUACAAACUUCAUCAGGAACGUGGAGCGCCUGUUCCUGCCACAUGGAGGACAUCCGCCAGCGCUGGCAAUAGCCGGUUUUCAGCACGAGCACAGCCAGAAAACCUCCCCGGAGUUCAGUUUGAAGCAGCUCAUCGGCGAUGGAAUGCUGUGGGCCGUUCCAAAACACAGGAGAUCUGUGGAGAAACGCUUGAAACGCAAGUUUGGCUACCCAGAAUACAACUGGAAGCCGCUGAGGGAGAAGAGGAACAUCCGGUCCUGCUUGCAAUGCGGUCAUGACUACGAAAUGGGGGUCCUAUGUCCCUUCUGCUACCAAAAGGUCCUGAAGGAAACAGAGCUCAUGCAGUCCAAAAUCCAGGAAACACUGGGCUUACAGCCAGUGGAUAAAGAGGUCAUUGUUCUCUACGAAGGCGAAAAGGCAGAGCAGUCUUCGGAUGAUCUGAAAAACAAGCGCAUCGUGGAGAUGAAGAAGCCCCGACCCAUGUGGUUCACCAAGAAUCUGCUCCAGAAAUCCACGCAGCAACUGUCCGAAACCAAGGAGGUCAAGCCCUCGGAUUUGGCCUAGAUAUUAAGCCUCCUUUGUGCAUUAAAUCACCAACUUUGUUAUCAA